Molecule: messenger RNA, 3500 nt
Organism: Eubalaena glacialis (North Atlantic right whale)
Lineage: Eukaryota; Metazoa; Chordata; Mammalia; Artiodactyla; Balaenidae
Gene: USP15
Product: ubiquitin specific peptidase 15
Exons: 22
Coding region: 296-3241 (981 amino acids)
Biological process (GO): protein deubiquitination
Molecular function (GO): cysteine-type deubiquitinase activity
Source: RefSeq, a predicted model, not a curated record
UCAAGCGCGAGAGGACCGAGGCCCCGCAGACGAGAGUUAAAACCAGGCGGUCCCGGGCCGGAGGAGGCCGAGGCGAGCUGCUGGACGGGCGAGAGCCGAUGGGGGGCAGCAGACCACCGCGGCGGACUCACUCCGCCCGGGGCCAACGCGUCUCCGGAGGUGCACCCCCCCCCAACCUUACGUCUCUUUUGGUUUCGACCUGCCGACUGGGCGGGGCCGCGGGACGCCAUUCCCACAAUGCUCUGGGGCGUGCUGCCGCCGUCGCUGCCGCCUCCGCUACCGCUAGUGGAAGAAGAUGGCGGAAGGCGGAGCGGCGGAUUUAGACAUCCAGCGGUCUGACAUCGCGACGCUGCUCAAAACCUCGCUCCGGAAAGGGGACACCUGGUACCUAGUCGAUAGUCGCUGGUUCAAACAGUGGAAAAAAUAUGUUGGCUUUGACAGUUGGGACAAAUACCAGAUGGGAGAUCAAAAUGUAUAUCCUGGACCCAUUGAUAACUCUGGGCUUCUUAAAGAUGGUGAUGCCCAGUCACUUAAGGAGCAUCUUAUUGAUGAAUUGGAUUACAUACUGUUGCCAACUGAGGGCUGGAAUAAACUUGUCAGCUGGUACACAUUGAUGGAAGGUCAGGAACCAAUAGCACGGAAGGUGGUUGAACAGGGUAUGUUUGUAAAGCACUGCAAAGUAGAAGUAUAUCUCACAGAAUUGAAGCUCUGUGAAAAUGGAAACAUGAACAAUGUUGUAACUCGAAGAUUUAGCAAAGCUGACACAAUAGAUACAAUUGAAAAGGAAAUAAGAAAAAUCUUCAAUAUUCCAGAUGAAAAGGAGACCAGAUUGUGGAACAAAUACAUGAGUAAUACAUUUGAACCACUGAAUAAACCAGACAGCACCAUUCAGGAUGCUGGUUUAUACCAAGGACAGGUGUUAGUGAUAGAACAGAAGAAUGAAGACGGAACAUGGCCAAGGGGUCCUUCUACUCCUAAGUCCCCAGGUGCAUCCAAUUUUUCAACUUUACCAAAGAUCUCUCCUUCAUCUCUAUCAAAUAAUUAUAACAACAUCAACAACAGAAAUGUGAAAAACUCAAAUUAUUGUCUCCCAUCAUAUACUGCUUAUAAGAACUAUGAUUAUUCAGAACCUGGAAGAAACAAUGAACAGCCCGGCCUCUGUGGCCUAAGUAACUUGGGAAAUACGUGUUUCAUGAACUCAGCUAUUCAGUGUUUGAGCAAUACACCUCCACUUACUGAAUAUUUCCUGAAUGAUAAGUAUCAAGAAGAACUGAAUUUUGACAAUCCCUUAGGAAUGAGAGGUGAAAUAGCUAAAUCUUAUGCUGAAUUGAUCAAGCAAAUGUGGUCUGGAAAAUUUAGCUAUGUCACACCAAGAGCCUUUAAGACACAGGUAGGACGUUUUGCUCCUCAGUUCUCUGGAUACCAGCAACAAGACUGUCAAGAACUAUUAGCUUUCCUAUUAGAUGGACUACAUGAGGAUUUGAAUAGAAUUAGGAAAAAACCAUAUAUACAAUUGAAAGAUGCUGAUGGAAGACCAGAUAAGGUAGUUGCUGAAGAAGCCUGGGAAAACCAUUUAAAAAGAAAUGAUUCUAUCAUAGUAGAUAUAUUUCAUGGCCUUUUUAAAUCAACCUUAGUUUGUCCUGAAUGUGCUAAGAUUUCAGUAACAUUUGAUCCUUUUUGUUACUUGACACUUCCAUUGCCCAUGAAAAAGGAACGUACCUUGGAAGUUUAUUUAGUUAGAAUGGAUCCACUUACGAAACCUAUGCAGUACAAAGUGGUUGUCCCCAAAAUUGGAAACAUACUUGAUCUUUGUACAGCGUUGUCUGCUUUGUCAGGAGUACCUGCAGAUAAGAUGAUAGUUACUGAUAUAUACAAUCAUAGAUUUCACAGAAUAUUCGCAAUGGAUGAAAACCUUAGUAGUAUUAUGGAACGGGAUGAUAUUUAUGUGUUUGAGAUUAACAUCAAUAGAACAGAAGACACAGAGCAUGUGAUUAUUCCUGUUUGCCUGAGAGAAAAAUUUAGACACUCAAGUUACACCCACCAUACUGGUUCUUCACUUUUUGGUCAGCCUUUUCUUAUGGCUGUACCACGAAACAACACUGAAGAUAAACUCUAUAACCUUCUGCUUGUGAGAAUGUGCCGAUAUGUCAAAAUAUCUACUGACACUGAAGAAACCGAAGGAUCCCUACACUGCUGUAAGGACCAAAAUAUUAAUGGGAAUGGCCCAAAUGGCAUACAUGAAGAAGGCUCACCAAGUGAAAUGGAAACAGAUGAGCCAGAUGAUGAAUCCAGCCAGGAUCAAGAACUUCCCUCUGAGAAUGAAAACAGUCAGUCUGAAGAUUCAGUUGGAGGAGAUAAUGAUUCUGAAAAUGGAUUAUGUACUGAGGAAACUUGCAAAGGUCAACUCAUGGGACACAAAAAACGAUUGUUUACAUUCCAGUUCAACAACUUAGGCAAUACUGAUAUCAACUACAUCAAAGAUGAUACCAGGCAUAUAAGAUUUGAUGAUAGGCAGCUUAGGCUAGAUGAAAGAUCUUUUCUUGCUUUGGAUUGGGAUCCUGAUUUGAAAAAAAGAUAUUUUGAUGAAAAUGCUGCUGAGGAUUUUGAAAAACAUGAAAGUGUGGAAUACAAACCUCCUAAAAAACCCUUUGUGAAAUUAAAAGAUUGCAUUGAGCUUUUUACAACAAAAGAAAAGCUGGGUGCUGAAGAUCCCUGGUAUUGUCCAAAUUGUAAAGAACAUCAGCAAGCCACAAAGAAAUUAGAUUUAUGGUCCCUGCCUCCAGUACUUGUGGUACAUCUCAAGCGAUUUUCUUACAGUCGAUACAUGAGAGACAAGUUGGAUACCUUAGUUGAUUUUCCUAUCAAUGAUUUGGAUAUGUCGGAAUUCCUAAUUAAUCCAAAUGCAGGUCCUUGCCGCUAUAAUUUGAUUGCUGUUUCCAACCACUAUGGAGGGAUGGGAGGAGGACACUAUACUGCUUUCGCAAAAAAUAAAGAUGAUGGAAAAUGGUACUACUUUGAUGACAGUAGUGUCUCAACUGCAUCUGAAGACCAGAUUGUGUCCAAAGCAGCAUAUGUACUCUUCUACCAGAGGCAAGACACUUUCAGUGGAACUGGCUUUUUUCCUCUUGACCGAGAAACUAAAGGUGCUUCAGCUGCCACAGGCAUCCCAUUAGAAAGUGAUGAAGAUAGCAAUGAUAAUGACAAUGAUAUAGAAAACGAAAACUGUAUGCACACUAACUAAUGAAAGUCCUAGAAGCCAUAAAAGAGAGACUUUCCUGCUGGUGGUAUCAAAAUGAUGAAGUUACCCACCACAUUAAACAAAAGUCUGAGAUGGGGAGUUUCAGAUAACUGAAUGUAAAUCCUUUAUCAGAUUUUAACUUGUGCAGUACUUGAAGUGAAACACAAUGAAAACUUUAACAGAAAUUGUCUCUUAAUACAUUUACAGUCUUGUAUUUACAAGCUAAAUAUAUAUAGGAAAUCACAAAUAAAUCCCUUUUAAG